Messenger RNA from Drosophila mojavensis, 3484 nucleotides. RefSeq names its product protein neuralized (gene neur). The coding region runs from base 313 to 2547 and encodes 744 amino acids. Lineage: Eukaryota; Metazoa; Arthropoda; Insecta; Diptera; Drosophilidae. Gene Ontology annotation, molecular function: ubiquitin protein ligase activity. The transcript has 3 exons. The record is from RefSeq and is a predicted model, not a curated record.
GUUUCAGUUUGAAAAUAAACGUUGAAGCUGGCGCACACGCUCGUUCGCUUCGUUUCGUUCCGUCUCGUCUUCGUUUCGUUCGCGUUUGUUGUUUGUUCGCGUUUGUUUGUACCGUUGCAAACAAUACAUAAAUCAACAACAAAUUACCAAAAUGUUUUAAAUGUUUAAUAAACUCUAUGCCAAAUAAAACAAAAAAAAAAGUUUGAAAGCACGCAAGGUUUUUGGUUCUUGCUUUUAGCUUUUUAGCUUUUAGCGCAUUUUGUCCGUUAGUUUGUUUUCGUUUGAAUUUUCAAAAAAUAAAAGCCGUUCAAAAUGGGUCUGUCGGAUAUACCAGUCAACUAUAUGCAGCAGCAGCAACAACAACUCCAUCAUCAUCAGCACAAUCAUCAUCAUCAACUAAAUGCCGCGGCGGCCGCUGCACACGUUUUGGCAAUGGAGAACAGCGAACUUCUGAUGAGCCCCAAGGACAAAAUGUCCAGCAAAAAGAAAAUGCAUUUGCUGAAGAAAAUCAAGAAACGCUUCGGACUCGUUCGCCGCUCGCCCUCCUCCUGCCCGGGUCCAAAUAAUCUGCCGCCCUUGCAAUUCCAUACGGUGCACGGCGACAAUAUACGCAUCUCGAGAGAUGGCACGCUGGCGCGUCGCUUUGAGAGCUUCUGCCGUGCCAUCACCUUCUCGGCACGUCCGGUGCGCAUCAAUGAGCGCAUUUGUGUGAAGUUUGCGGAGAUUUCGAACAAUUGGAACGGAGGCAUUCGGUUCGGUUUCACGAGCAACGAUCCGGCCUCGCUGGAGGGCGCUUUGCCCAAGUACGCGUGUCCCGAUCUCACAAAUCGUCCUGGCUUCUGGGCCAAGGCGCUGCACGAGCAAUACUGCGAGAAGGACAACAUUCUGUACUACUAUGUGAAUAAUGCCGGCGAUGUCAUCUACGGCAUCAACAAUGAGGAGAAGGGCGUCAUUCUGUCGGGCAUCGAUACACGCGGCUUGCUCUGGACUGUGAUCGACAUCUAUGGCAAUUGCACGGGCAUUGAGUUUCUGGAUGCUCGCAUUUAUAUGUACCAAACCCAGCAGCAGCAGCAGCAGUUGCCGCAGCAGCUGGCACAUCAGCAACUGCAACAACAGCAGCAGCAACAGCAGCAACAACAACAGCUGCCACAGCAGCAACUCUCCGCUCACCAUCCACUGCAGCAAUCGCGUCGCUCGCUGCCAGGCGGCGGUUCCGGCAUCGUGGCGGAACACGAACUGGAACGACAUGUGAUGCCAUCGCUGCAGUCGCUGCAUUUGGCCGGCACAGCCGCCGGCAUUGUGGAGCACGAUCUGGCGAAUGGCUUGCCACCGUUACGCUAUAACGCCAAUGGACGCCUGAUACCCGUGCCCUUCCACAUAACCAAGGGUCGGAAUGUGCGGCUGUCGCACGACCGCUUCAUUGCCUCGCGCACCGAGUCGGACUUCUGUCAAGGCUAUGUGUUCACGGCGCGACCCAUUCGCAUUGGCGAGAAGCUGAUUGUCCAGGUGCUCAAGACCGAACAGAUGUAUGUGGGCGCCCUGGCGCUGGGCCUUACCUCCUGCAAUCCGGCGCUGCUGCAGCCAAACGAUUUGCCCAACGAUUCCGAUUUUCUGCUCGAUCGUCCCGAAUAUUGGGUGGUCAGCAAGGACAUUGCUGCGGCGCCGCAGCGUGGCGAUGAGAUUGCCUUCUUUGUGGCGCCCAAUGGCGAGGUCAGCAUCAGCAAGAACAAUGGCCCAGCUGUUGUUGUCAUGCACGUGGACCAGUCCCUCCAGCUGUGGGCCUUCCUCGAUGUAUACGGCUCGACGCAAUCGCUGCGCAUGUUCCGCCAGCAGCUGCCCAAUAUGGUGGCCUAUCCCUCGCAGCCGCAGUUGGGCACAGCUGGUGCUUGUGCUGCUGCCGCCGUCGUCGCUUCCUCCACAACUGCCUCCAGCUCACGCAUGCUGCCCAUGACGGAGUCGCUGAACAGCCUGAAUGCCACCCAGCUGAUGGGCGCAUCCAAAAUGCAAUUGAAUGUUACCCAGUCGACUAGCACCUUGGCCACCAACGGCAAUGGCAACGGCAGCCGCAUGAUCAGCAUGCCCUCCAAUGGGGACAUCCUGCAAAUCCAGCCAAACGGCGGCGGCACCGUGCUCGUCGUCAAUCUGCCCCCAGCCAACAGCUCGCACGAUCUCAAUAGCCAGCUAACAGCUCGACAGGUCGGCCCGACAGUGGCCACUGUUAGCAGCAGCGGCAUUCUGGCCGGCGCCUGCUCCAGCGGUACCUUGAUCAGUACCACCAGCCAGCAAUAUAUUGAGCCCGUUGCCCAAAGCACAAACACAUUGAAUGGCAGCAAAUGGAAGGACAGUCUCAGCGAUCAGCAGAGCACCGACUCCAGUGCCGAGUGCACGAUUUGCUAUGAGAAUCCCAUCGAUUCGGUACUCUAUAUGUGCGGGCACAUGUGCAUGUGCUACGAUUGCGCCAUCGAGCAGUGGCGUGGCGUUGGAGGUGGACAAUGUCCGCUCUGUCGAGCGGUCAUUCGCGAUGUCAUCCGCACCUACACCACGUAGGAAAAAAAAAGAGAAUAUAAAUAAAGACAAAUUAAACAAAUACACUUGAAGCAUCCAUCAAGAAAACACACUCAGUAAUCAAACGAAAAAUAACAAAGCAAUGCAUUUCUCUUCAAAAGACGCAGCAAUUUCCUAACUUAGAACUCGCAUUCGAAAUAAGCAUAAAAAAAAACACACACACACACACACAGAAAUCAAUUUAAUAUUUUAUAUACUACAAAAAUCUUCAAAAAUUCAACACAAAAGUUUUUUAAAUUAAAAAACAAAACAAAAACUGCUUAGUAUUAGCAACUAGUUUUGAUAUUACAAAACUACAACAACCUGAAACAAUUAACUGAUAGCUGAUAUCAAUAUUUUUGCAAAUAUUUAUAUGAAAAACUUUAAGAAACUGCAAAAAGAAGAAUACUAUGACUUUAUGCUUAAUAUUAGCUCUAUAAAUAUGAUUAGUGAAUAUAUACAUAUAUAUAUUUAAUUUUUUGUGAUUUUAAUGCUAAGUGCUAAAGAUUUGUUUCAACCUAAUUUAAAUAUACAUAUAUAACUAUUUAAUUUUUUUAAAGAAUUCAAUUGCGAUGUAUUAGAAUGUUACAUAAAUUUAAAAAACCAAAGUAUUUUUAUAUAGCUCUUAAUUUCAUUGGCAUUGACGAAUUGAAAAAGUUGUUGCAAAUUUUCGUAUGAUUUUCUAACGAAAUUACAAAAUUUUUGUGCAAAAAAGGGAAAACCGAAAUCAACUUAAUAUAUAUAAAAUUUUUUAUUUAAAUCAGUUUGGUGCUAAAUGUUUUGGAUUAUAUUAUGAAAUUGUUAAAAUUUAAAUAUAGAUGAAAAAGUUGGUUUAUGUUUGCAGCAACUGAAUAAAAUGCACAAUGGGAACCUUAAUGAGCACAUAGUAUAUAUAGAAGAACCAAAACUCUGCCGUCAACUAAAACUAACAUAAUAAAAA